Messenger RNA from Aspergillus niger, 780 nucleotides. RefSeq lists its product as uncharacterized. Bases 1 to 780 code for a protein of 259 amino acids. NCBI's taxonomy places the organism in Eukaryota, Fungi, Ascomycota, Eurotiomycetes, Eurotiales, Aspergillaceae. The record is from RefSeq and is a predicted model, not a curated record. The transcript is spliced from 7 exons.
AUGGUGGAAUGUGGAAUGGGGGUGCGGGCAGUUGUGGCGUUUUGUGAUGAGCGGGAGAUAUCUAGACCUGGAUAUAAUACAUUUAUCAUCCCUUCCUUCCUUCCUAUGAGCCUCAAUGUUAAAAUAGAGAGUGGACAAAAUGGUGGUACUUUCGACGAUCGUUACUCUGCUGGAGAUAUACGUGCCGAUUGCCGGAAUAACGUGCUCGCGGCAGGUGAAGAAAAAUUGAGGUACCUCCAGAAAUUUAUGCAGUAUCUAUCUCAGAGAAGAAUAACGUUCGGUCGGAUAUCCCUUUCCCCUGGCUCAUUGGCAAUCAAUGAGCCGUUGAAUCCUAUUUUGUGGGUUAUGGUGUUAUUGAUUGAUAGAUCGGUCAAUCGGCUUGGCUCGAGAUAUAGUAGCAUCCACUUCUCUGUUCUUGACAACAAGGCGGGUAGAUUAUGCUGCUAUGAUGAUAUAGGGAUUAUGAGGUUUUAUAGCUGGUUACAGAAGUGCAUAACGAGUAUGGAGGACCUCGUCUAUAGGAUAUAUAUUGUCGGACUAGUGCGGAAUUUGCAUGCAAUGAAUGUAAUGUGCACACUUAAGGGUUGGGCGCUUCCAUGGAUUAGAAGUCCGACUCUGAAUGAACUGUAUGCAUUCAUUGCAUCACAACUAGAGGGUCGGGUCAUGGACACACGCACCCAGCUUGGCAGAUGGUUGUACAAGAUUGCCUUAUGUCACCCAAGCCUUCUCAGCUUCAUCUUUGAAACAGUCUCAAUGCAUCUCUGGCCCGAAGUAGAAUGA